Fundulus heteroclitus (mummichog) is the source of this 924-nucleotide messenger RNA. Its product is annotated as lysozyme g. The record is from RefSeq and is a predicted model, not a curated record. The transcript is spliced from 5 exons. Gene Ontology annotation, biological process: peptidoglycan catabolic process. Bases 170 to 721 code for a protein of 183 amino acids. NCBI's taxonomy places the organism in Eukaryota, Metazoa, Chordata, Actinopteri, Cyprinodontiformes, Fundulidae. Gene Ontology annotation, molecular function: lysozyme activity.
UGGCUGUCACAACACAAACAACUUGCCAGACUGAAAGUGAAAGAUGAAAGUAAAAUGGGUUUAAAAGCUUCUCCUGCACCCAAAGACUUUACUUCACACCAGACGGCCGAACAGGGAACAGAUCUUCCGCUCCAGCUUCAGGGAACCAUAAGCAAGAGAAACUGCAACCAUGAGUUAUGGAGACAUUACUAAAGUGGAAACAAGCGGUGCUUCCUCGAACACGUCUCAGCAGGAUAAACUAGGUUACUCAGGUGUGAGGGCCUCAGAAACGAUGGCACAAACGGAUCGAGGAAGAAUGUCGAAAUACACGUCAAUAAUCAACGGCGCGGGAAGACAGUGGGGUAUUGAUCCUGCCGUUAUCGCCGCCAUCAUCUCCAGAGAGUCCAGAGCGGGAAAUGUCCUGGACCAUGGUUGGGGGGACCACGGAAACGCCUGGGGACUCAUGCAGGUUGAUAAAAGAUAUCACAAAAUAGAAGGGGGCUGGAACAGUGAGGAGCACCUCCGACAAGCUACAGGGAUCCUCGUUCAUUUCAUCAAAAGGAUUCAGACCAAGUUUCCAAGCUGGAACAAGGAGCAGCAGUUGAAAGGAGGGAUAGCGGCCUACAACAUGGGUGAUGGUAACGUCCAUUCAUAUGAAGAUGUGGACGCCAAGACAACUGGUAAAGACUACUCCAAUGAUGUUGUUGCCAGGGCUCAGUGGUACAAAAAACAUGGUUUCUAAAGUCUACACGCUGAUAAACCAGCAGGUAUCCUGCUGAAAAAAGAGAGAAACUGCCAAGCAGACCUAGAAAAUCAGCUUGUGUUUCUUUAUGGAGUAGUUAUAGAUCACCACACUCUGCAUUUAUACUUCACUAAUUUACACAUUAUAACAUGUGUUGGUAAACUUUUAGUUAGUCUGAGUCAUUUCUGAACUGGUAGAAAAGC